Messenger RNA from Ictalurus furcatus (blue catfish), 2509 nucleotides. RefSeq lists its product as uncharacterized. Gene Ontology annotation, molecular function: tumor necrosis factor receptor binding. Gene Ontology annotation, cellular component: plasma membrane. NCBI's taxonomy places the organism in Eukaryota, Metazoa, Chordata, Actinopteri, Siluriformes, Ictaluridae. The coding region runs from base 870 to 1730 and encodes 286 amino acids. Gene Ontology annotation, biological process: positive regulation of cytotoxic T cell differentiation; immune response; positive regulation of activated T cell proliferation. The transcript has 3 exons. The record is from RefSeq and is a predicted model, not a curated record.
CUGGUAAAGAAUUCGAUGUCUAUCUGCCGCGUUUACAGACAGAUGCACGUCUAAAAACGUGGGAGAGAAUGGCUGAGUGAUUCUGGGGUUGAUGCCAAGUCCACAAAUCUGAAUAGUAAAUGUAAUCAGCGUACACAGCUGUACGUUGUCUCCCCUGGAAUCGGCCUGUUCCACAUGCAGAGCUGGUUUUUGGUGUUGAUCAACACAAAGAGUCAAAUGAUCAGCUUUAGUUCAUGCUGAUGUGGCCUGAGCAGGACUUCUAAUGGUUUUAAUGGGAAUUGUAUUGGAUUUAACAGAAACUGUAAUGGUCCCUAAAGGUCUCUACUGGUCAUUUGUUGCCUUCCACUGGUGGCAUGUUAUGUCUAGUGUACACCAUUAAGGGCCAGUGAUGUUUUUAAUGGUUAGCUGAUGGUUUGUAAUGGUAUUUGUAGUGGAAUCCAUUAGAAUUUCAAUGAUGGUUUCUGUGGGGUUUUUUCCAGUAUUAAUGUGUGUUUAGGGUUGCACCUCUUGCAGCAGUCUCCACUCUACACUGUGCACAUAAUUAUUACUGAGUUAUUUAGAUAUUUUCCGGGUUAAGUUUAAAUAUGACUUGGCCAGACUGAGGUGCAACGUAAUGGCAGCACUGUCACUGAGCACGGAGAGAGAGAGAGAGAGAGAGAGAGAGAGAGGAAGGACGUGCUUACGAAACUGUGAAAGCCGCGGAAAGUCUGCAGGUUUUUUUCACGCUCGCGCGCUCUCUCUCUCUCUCGCUCGCGCGCUUUCUCUCUCGCGCUCUCUCUCGGCGUGGGUGAGUCGAGAACGAGGGGGCGGAGGAGGAGGGAAAUCCAUCGCUCGUUUCCUCCUUUUCCAGACUCAACUGAUAUAUAAUCAUGUUUUUAAGCCUCAGAGAACCCAAAAGAGCGCGAGACGCGAGACUGAUCGCUUUCUUACACUUAAGAAAAAAGAAAGAAAGAAAACGCAAAGGAUUUUACGCGCGCUUUGGUUUGUACCAAACUUCUGGGACUAACAACAGCAUCUCGAUUUGGUUUAUUACGAUGUCAUCUACAGACGUGGAGAGCCUCCAGCCCGCCCCUCGGCAGCGCGGCAGCUGCAUGGACACGUUCCUGCUCGUUUCUGUUGUCACCCUGUUCCUCAUGGUGCUGUCCGGAGCCGCGCUCGGGUUCUGGAUCGUUAAAGACCUGCGCGCGGAGAUGGACGGGUUUCACACUGCGCCCGAGCCCAUCAAGAGCGCCAUGAACAUGUCGCCUAGGGGUCUGCCAAACAUCGGGCCGUCCUACAAGAUGGAGAAUUUUGCCUACCUUAGAGCCACCUCCAGUCAUGUGAAAAAUGGCACUAUGCAGUGGGAACCAAUCGUGUACAGAAACACCACCACCCUAGGCUCACGCUACAGAUAUAACUCAGAACACGGAACACUGAGGAUGGAGAAAGGUGGUACCUACUUCUUGUACACCCAGCUGAACCUUACAUGCAUUUCUGUAUGUGGUAGUGGAUCCCUUAGAGUCACCUUUGAGGACGAUCAAAGGAACGAGCACUUAUCCUGCACACUUCACCUUCCCAAUACAACUUCUAUCCCUGUUGUGGAAAAGUGUUGGACCGUGAUCCAUCAUCUUGAACCCGAAAGCCGACUGAUUGCCAAGAUGCACGCUACAGCGCCACCAAGAGGAUGGAGUCUCGAUCUUAACCACUCCGGAUUUGGCAUGUUCCUGGUGGAUGGACCCAAGACCGAGUAGAAGAUGGGACAGAUAUAUUUAGCAUCAAAAAGAUACUGAGUUUGUGGAUUACACAUGAAACUGUAUGCUAUUCACACGGUGCUAACUCAACCCAUGCUUGAAUAGACCUCAAGGGUCCUCAUUUUUUGCACAUUUAGUAAGGCGUUGACGUUAAACCACUGAUGCUAUAUCACGAUAGUGUGAUACUGUAAAUGUUUCCUUUGGAACUCUCAUCUGAUAAGCAGACCUAUGGGAUUUCCUUUACAGAAGACCUUCAAAUUCACCCAAAUAUUUACAUUUCUAACCCAACGAUGUAAGAGUACUGAUGAUUUGAAGCUUCCUCGUUAACAGUAUUAUGCGUCCUGGAUAUCGUGGUAUAUUGUACAAUCAACUCUGUUUACUCAGGAAGAACUUUUACAAUGCACUAUUUAUAUUUUGAUACUAUCAUAUAGUCUAUUUAUAUACGGUUUGUACAUAUGUAUUUUUAUUGUUCAGAUAUUUAUGUUAUUUUUGUAAAACUGUUGUACUGUAAGACAGUGGGUCAUUUUUUACUGUUACACAGUAGCUGAAGAGUAGACAUCACUACAGACCGCAGCCACAAUGGUGGCUAAUGGCAGGUACGAAAAUCUCAAUCACAACUUACUUAGUGCCUUCAGAUAGGAGCACAGGCGUCCUGUACGUGCCCUCAUCAUGACGUGGCGAAAAGUAAUGUCUCUCUGACAGAGACCAUCCAUGUGAUUGUUAAUUUAUAUUCAGGAAUGUAAAGCUAAUAUGUAGUCAAUAAAAGAGACUUUACUGUU